Molecule: messenger RNA, 1294 nt
Organism: Apis cerana (Asiatic honeybee)
Lineage: Eukaryota; Metazoa; Arthropoda; Insecta; Hymenoptera; Apidae
Product: transmembrane protein 17B
Biological process (GO): non-motile cilium assembly
Cellular component (GO): ciliary transition zone
Source: RefSeq, a predicted model, not a curated record
UUCUUUAUAUAUGAUAUUAUUUUUGUUAUGAUUAUUUUUAAACUGUUAUAAUUAUGUUAAAAAAUUAAUUUUAAAAAUGGUGAAAUUUACCGAAACAAAUAUUAUUAAUGAAACAUCUUCCAAUUUAAAGUAUUAUGAUUAUAAUAAAACAAGAUCUAACCUACCGUUUCAAAUAGCUUUAUAUUUGAAUUUAUGGCUUUUUCCAAUUUGGCUGAUAAUUAGUAUAAUAAACUUGGAUGCAAAAUACAAUAAUUUAUCAAAUAUUUAUAAACUGAUAGCUGUAACAAUAUUUUUGAUACUUUCAAUUUUUGAAAGUUUAAAAUUAUAUUUGGGAUAUGCAGGAAAUCUUAUUGGAAAGAUUCCAGAAUUAACUAGUUGCUGGUUAAUUUCAAUAUUGAUACAACUUCCCUUAGAGAUGUAUCUUUUAUUUGAUUAUUGGAUUUUAUUUCAUUAUAGUGAAAUAUUGGUCAAUUCUUUUAUGGUUUGCCUUCUUUUUAUUGAAAUUAUUACAGGUAUGAUUGCUUUAAAAAAUUUGGCAAAUCAUCAUGCUAAAGUAUUUUACUUAAUGCAUUUAUACGGUAUACGUACAAAUGAUAGAUAAUAAUUUAUCUUCUAAAAUAAUUUUAUAACUAUAUAUAGAACAAGUAUAUAAUUUUUAUAUUAAAAUACAGAAUGAUGUCUGAUUUUUUGUUUGGUAAAAAUUUCUAAUCAAUGCAAUGCCUAAUACAUAUAAGCCUAUUUAAUUAAUAAUGUUUUAUAUCAUGAUUAGGUAUCAAGAUUAUGAGUUUUAUAAAAUAAUUGUAUUACUGAUACAUUUUUUCGUAAACGUAUUAAAUAUGUUUCUAUAUUGUUAAUAACAAUAUCAUUUUCAAUAUUUUGUUUAUUGGUAAGUGCUUGUAAAAGUUGCAAACGCGUAGGAACCAUACGUGAAAGUAGCUGUUAACAAAAAAUAAAAUAUUAGUAUGAUUAAUAAAAAUAGAUAGAAAAAGUGAUAAAAAUUAAUUGAAUAAUAAUUUAUAACUUAUUAUUGUUUAAAAAAUUAUCAAUAAUAAGAAUAUGUUACAUAUGUUUUCAAUAAAUACUUACAUCAAAAAGUUGUUGUGCCAUCCAACCAUGAUAUGGUUCUAAAGCUUCUUUAUAAGAUUUUUUUAAAAAUGCAACUAGAUCUUCUGUUGGUGUAGUUGUUUUAGCAUCUUCUACAAUUUUCUCGAAAAAAAGUAAAAUCAUAUGUAAUGCUCUGUAAUUGUUAAAUUGAAGUUUCAAUUCAAUUAAUAAACAUAAUAAAUAAAAAAAA